CUGCUCCGGCAGCUCAAUUCAGCGCAUUCACAUCAUACUCCUUCUAACACUCAUUGAUCAACUCUGUUGUCACUUCUAAAACAACACCACCCUCACUACACAUCGUCAUCAUGUCUUUCCUCUUCGGCGGCGCCCCCAAGCUUUCCUCGGAACAGAAGAUUGCUGCGGCUGAGACGGAAGUUGAGAUGGUCACCGACAUGUUCAGCCGUCUCACCGAGUCCUGCAUCAAGAAGUGCAUUCCCAACGACUACCGCGAAGGCGACCUCAACAAGGGCGAGUCCGUCUGCAUUGACCGCUGUGUCGGCAAGUUCUUCGAAGUCAACAUGAAGGUCAGCGAGAAGAUGCAGGGUGAGGCGAACCAGAAGGGCGGCAUGGGUGGUUUCGGCAUGUAAAGUGCGAGGUCAACGAAAUGAUUGUUCAUCUAAUUGGAUCUUUUGCUGUUCUUUCAUAAAACGUGUAUAAUCUAUUCGGGUUUUCAGAUCUGUCAUGCUUGCUCUUCUGGAUGGCUUGUUUUCCUUUGGUCUCUCUUAUGGCAUGACUGAACAGGAGCGGAAGGCCUGGGUUUUAUGCUAAUUGGGAUGGAUGACUUCCGCUCGGACAUGGAUAUACAGGGUUGUUUGGUUCUGGGAUUGGGGGUUUGCUGUUAGCGAAGGCUGGGUCUUUGGCAUUGCACGGUCAACGCGAACUGCGCAAGUCUAUCUCGGAAAUUAUGUACAUUAGAAAUGAUAUAUGUCUACAAGGCUUCUUUCUGGGAAAAGAGAAUUUGCAGUCAC
Aspergillus piperis CBS 112811 is the source of this 773-nucleotide messenger RNA. RefSeq names its product Tim10/DDP family zinc finger protein. The coding region runs from base 111 to 392 and encodes 93 amino acids. Gene Ontology annotation, biological process: protein insertion into mitochondrial inner membrane. The record is from RefSeq and is a predicted model, not a curated record. The transcript is spliced from 3 exons. Lineage: Eukaryota; Fungi; Ascomycota; Eurotiomycetes; Eurotiales; Aspergillaceae. Gene Ontology annotation, cellular component: mitochondrial inner membrane.